GGGGUCAGCCGCAGAUCUGCUUCCCGCGGCCGAGGUCCGCGCAGCAGCCGGUGCUGUUCAGGUGUGGCCCGCCUGCCCAGAGCGUUCGUCAGACCCUCGGACCUGCGAGGGAACCCUAACUCUGAGACUCGCGCUCUCCUCAGCCCGACCCCGGCCCUUUUUCACACCCCAUCAUAGUCGAUUUCUCGUAGCCCCAUGCCCCAGCUCCUUCCCAGUCUAGCUCUUCGGAUCCCCUGGAGCCCGAACUCCCUCGCCCCGGAAUCCCGGGAGAACCUGGAAUCCCCAUCUCCAGUCGACAUUUUCUCAGAAUCGGUCCCGGCCCGUCAGUCCCCCAGGCAUGACAUCGUGUGGCCGCAGCGCCCUAGGGGCUUAAUGAAUUCCAGUGAAGCAGCAAUGAAAAAAACUUUACCCAAGAGCCAUUUAUCUCGGGUGAUUAUUCAUGAUAACCGCAUCGCACAACGCAUGUAUGAGAUGGAGGUGAGCGCUUUAGAGAAGACCAAGAAAAAGAUCAGCCACUACUAUGAACACCUGAAAAAAAAGUUCAUGACAGAGCAGCUCAGAAAGCUGGGGCGAUGGAGAGAGGAAUCCGUGAACAUCGACCAGUACUUAACCUUCGGGAUACCAUGACCAGUUUAAACUCCAGUCUCCCAAGAAAGGCCAACCACCCUAGUUCUGGCAAAGGGAUCUGCCCCAGGGUCACGAUGACACCAGUGUGACCCCAGGAGAACUAGUAACUACGACCUACACAACUGUAGAACAAUAAACAGAAACCAGCAGACAGCGGAGCAUAACAAA
Symphalangus syndactylus (siamang) is the source of this 795-nucleotide messenger RNA. It is a transcript of the gene C7H5orf52, whose product is annotated as chromosome 7 C5orf52 homolog. NCBI's taxonomy places the organism in Eukaryota, Metazoa, Chordata, Mammalia, Primates, Hylobatidae. The record is from RefSeq and is a predicted model, not a curated record.